AUGGGCCUCCUGUGGACCCCACUCUCUUUGUUGCUUCUCCUAUUUGGGGGACCUGCCUCUCUGAGGACUCAGGACCACUCCAACUGUCCAGAAACCAGGGAACUGGAAGCCAGCAAAGUCGUCAUCCUGCCCAGCUGUCCAGGAGCCCCAGGAAGUCCUGGAGAGAAGGGAUCUCCAGGUCCUCAAGGUCAACCUGGACCUCCAGGCAAGAUGGGUCCCAAGGGUGAGCCUGGAGAUCCAGCGAGCCUGCUCCGGUGCCAGGAAGGCCCCAGGAGCUGCCAAGAGUUGCUGAGCCGGGGUGCCACCUUAAGUGGCUGGUAUCAUGUGUGCCUACCAGAAGGCAGGGCCCUCCCAGUCUACUGUGACAUGGACACUGCAGGAGGUGGCUGGCUGGUGUUCCAGAGGCGCCAGGAUGGUUCUGUGGAUUUCUUCCGUACUUGGUCUUCCUACAAAGCAGGUUUUGGAAGCCAGGAGUCUGAGUUCUGGCUAGGGAAUGAGAAUCUGCACCAGCUCACCCUCCAGGGUACCUGGGAGCUGCGGGUAGAGCUGGAGGACUUCAAGGGCAACCGCACCUUUGCCCGCUAUUCCACCUUCCGCCUCCUCGGGGAAGCUGACCACUACCAGCUGGUGCUCGGCAACUACUUAGAAGGCACUGCAGGGGACUCUCUGAGCUUCCACAGUGGGAAGCCCUUUACCACGCAUGACGCUGACCAUGAUUCAAGUGGGGGUAACUGUGCGGUCAUUGUCCAUGGUGCCUGGUGGUAUUUCUCCUGCUACCGGUCCAAUCUCAAUGGGCGUUAUGCCAUGUCUGAGGCCACUGCCCACAAGUAUGGUAUUGACUGGGCCUCAGGCCGAGGCGUGGGCCACCCCUACCGCAGGGUUCGGAUGAUGCUUCGCUAGGGCUCCUUGGGAGACAGCACCCUUAUCUCUUCCAGACGCUCAGCCACCUCCCCUUGGCCAACUGCCUCUGCUUCCCUGUCCACAUUUUAAAAUAAAUCAUUUUAACCCUU
Molecule: messenger RNA, 1010 nt
Organism: Castor canadensis (American beaver)
Lineage: Eukaryota; Metazoa; Chordata; Mammalia; Rodentia; Castoridae
Gene: Fcn3
Product: ficolin 3
Biological process (GO): complement activation, lectin pathway
Molecular function (GO): antigen binding; signaling receptor binding; carbohydrate derivative binding
Source: RefSeq, a predicted model, not a curated record